This is a messenger RNA of Pygoscelis adeliae (Adelie penguin), 1559 nucleotides long. RefSeq names its product cyclin D2 (gene CCND2). Gene Ontology annotation, molecular function: cyclin-dependent protein serine/threonine kinase regulator activity. The coding region runs from base 44 to 901 and encodes 285 amino acids. Gene Ontology annotation, biological process: mitotic cell cycle phase transition; positive regulation of G1/S transition of mitotic cell cycle; regulation of cyclin-dependent protein serine/threonine kinase activity. NCBI's taxonomy places the organism in Eukaryota, Metazoa, Chordata, Aves, Sphenisciformes, Spheniscidae. The record is from RefSeq and is a predicted model, not a curated record. Gene Ontology annotation, cellular component: cyclin-dependent protein kinase holoenzyme complex; nucleus; cytoplasm. The transcript is spliced from 5 exons.
AAAAACUUUUCCACCAGAGAAAGAGGGAGAUCUCUUUGGAAACAUGGAGCUGCUGUGCUGCGAGGUGGAUCCCAUGAGGAGAGCUCUGCCUGACCCAAACUUGCUCUACGAUGACCGCGUUUUGCACAACUUACUAACCAUAGAGGAGAGGUAUCUGCCCCAAUGCUCCUACUUCAAGUGCAUCCAGAAGGACAUCCAGCCCUUCAUGAGGAGGAUGGUGGCCACUUGGAUGCUGGAGGUCUGUGAAGAGCAGAAGUGCGAAGAAGAGGUUUUCCCUCUGGCCAUGAAUUACUUGGACAGAUUCUUAGCUGUGGUGCCCACUCGAAAGUGCCAUCUGCAACUGCUGGGGGCAGUGUGCAUGUUCCUGGCCUCCAAGCUGAAAGAGACAAUCCCCCUCACAGCCGAGAAGCUGUGCAUAUACACGGACAAUUCCAUCAAACCCCAAGAGCUGCUGGAAUGGGAGCUGGUGGUGCUGGGGAAGUUGAAGUGGAACCUCGCAGCCGUCACCCCGCACGAUUUCAUUGAACACAUCCUAAGGAAGCUGCCUCUACCUAAAGACAAGUUGCUUUUGAUCCGGAAGCAUGCACAAACGUUCAUUGCCCUUUGUGCCACAGAUUUUAACUUUGCCAUGUACCCACCGUCAAUGAUAGCAACUGGAAGUGUGGGAGCAGCCAUCUGUGGCCUUCAGCUUGAUGACGGGGACAGCCUCACGGACCUCCUGGCCAAGAUCACAAACACAGAUGUGGACUGCCUUAAAGCUUGUCAAGAACAGAUCGAGGCGGUGCUAGUAAACAGCCUUAGGCAAGUCCGGCAGCAGCAACAGCAAAGCAAUCCUUCUAAGACGGUGGACGAACUGGACCAGGCCAGCACUCCCACAGAUGUGAGAGAUAUCAACCUGUGAGGACAUCGGCACAGAAAGUCACGCUUGCUCCCCCAGCCCUUUUAUUUUUGUUAUUAUUUUUAGAAUGAAUUUUUUUUUAAUCUGCUCCCACAUAGAACGUAUUUAAAGCUCUUUUAGGUAAAAAAAAAAAAAAACAAAAACUGAAUAAUGAAAAAAAAAAAGCAUUUGGUGCCUGUGAUGUUCUACAGAAGGGAAUCCCACAAUAUAUUUGGUAAUUGCUAUUUGAUUAUGUAUCAGUGAUAUUAAAUGCUUAUAAAAGCAUACAAAGUAGCUAGAUAAAUGUAAGCCUGCAUUUGUGGGAACAAAGUAGAGUAUACUUGUCUGUGUAUUAUGACCUAGUGCAUACACCCCUUUUUUAGAUUUAAGAAAGGAACCGUGUGUGCGAUUUUAUGGCUUGACUAGAUUGCAAAGCAAUAGAAUAAGGGGUUUAGGGCAAAGUGGGAAAAGAUCCCUGAAGCAAUUGAACCAUUUUGAAUGCAGAAGAGAUUUGCUGAUCUGUCACCUCUGUUAUUAGUCAGAAGUGUUUGUUGGAUCUCUGUAUGUUAGUUUUGUUUACUCUUGCUGUCUGUGGUAGCUGCUACCUAAGAAAGAAGAUGCUUUAUUUUGCCAGCCAGAAGAGCAGGUGGUUUUUGGUUUUGGUUUAUUUUUCUUUUUUUUU